This is a messenger RNA of Folsomia candida, 1480 nucleotides long. RefSeq lists its product as uncharacterized. NCBI's taxonomy places the organism in Eukaryota, Metazoa, Arthropoda, Collembola, Entomobryomorpha, Isotomidae. The record is from RefSeq and is a predicted model, not a curated record. Bases 134 to 1405 code for a protein of 423 amino acids. The transcript is spliced from 3 exons.
CCACGUGGUGGGUGUCAUUCAAUUAAGUAUUUUAAUUAAUUUUCUAAAAACUAGGAAUCAUUAGUGUAUUUUUUAAAAAAACAGGAGAGGUUCCGGCUGGCCGACAAAAUUUCCAUUUCGACUCCACUUAAAAAUGGCCGAGUUGACGCCAGCAUUAAACAGAGACGUGGUCCACCGCAUUUCCAAAUUUCUCCCAGUUUCCGACCUCUUAUCUUGCCGACUGGUCGACACCGCUUGGAAUUCAGGGGUGUUACCCGAAUUCCGAAAACGUUCCACACUCUACCUAACCUGUCAGGAACUCUCCCGCCAUCACUUCACUGAAACCAUGUCCUUCUACCAGUUGCACAACGUCUCGAUCAAAUUCGGUUCGGAUUCGGACCCGGCUCAAAAUAUUAAUUACGCCUUAUUCCUGAAAACCCUCCAAUUCCGGAGACUUUCUCUAAAUCCGAUCCGAAUCGGGGGUCAAGCCGAGCUGGAUUUGUUCCUGGGAAUUCUAUUCGGCUCAAGGGAAAUGUUAGAAGAGCUAUCCAUGGAUUUUGACCCCUUCAAAGUUUCCAUGGAGGAAUCGCCGUGGAGUCACAAAUUUCCCAAAGUGACGCGACUAUCCCUCUCGAGACCGAACCCGGCCGAAGGGGAGGAUAAAAGCGAAAAUGAUACAUUUUUUACCGGAAUUCUGACAGCAUUCCCGGCCUUGAAGAAUCUAACCGUUUCUGGGAAUCUACUCCGUGUCCUAUUUUCCAGCAAAGAUUCCAUCAACGCAAGCAUCAUCACCCAGCUAACUCUUCCCUGCAGCUCGGCCCCCCUGACUCAGGACGAGUUACACCCUUUACUCCAACUCCCCACCGGUCACCUUUCCAAACUAACCAUAAACUCGAUCCUAUCCCCGGAUCGAGCCAUGUCCGACUUGUACAUCCUCCUCUUUCGCCACGCCUCCACCUUGAGGGUGCUCAGUCUCCAGAUUCACGCCCAAUUUGCAGGAUUCCUUCUAUUCCCGAGGUUUCCUGCCUUGAAAAAAUUUUCAUUUUCCAUGCAGCAUGGCGACGUCGAGAUUUACUUUGUAAAACCCGCCUUCUCCACGGCCACCCCGGGCCGACAGGUGGGACUAAUUCUGGCGAAAAAUUAUUACGGUGGGAUCGACUACCGAUACCAUUUCCCAAAAUUGGAAAGUUUCCAAUGUGGAUCAUGUGGGACGUGGUCAGCGACCUGUUUUAAAGCCUGGUUUCCGUACGAUUUUCGAAAUCCGGCCUACGUUUGUAAGACUGUAAAAUAUUUUGAGUUUGAGGAACACGAUACGAAAGCAAGAUUAAGGGAGGGGAAGAUAUCCGAUAAGUAUACCAGACUUCCACGCCUUUUUCCGAACGCGGGUAAUGAGUACGUUCAGUUAAUUAAGAAGUGUAGCCCAUAACUUAGGAUUAAUUAGUAAUUAAUUACAUACUUCCAUGUCCAAACCAAUAAUAUUUCCUAAUUAUACAUACGUAAA